This is a messenger RNA of Myotis davidii, 1034 nucleotides long. Its product is annotated as N-acetyltransferase 8-like. Lineage: Eukaryota; Metazoa; Chordata; Mammalia; Chiroptera; Vespertilionidae. The transcript has a single exon. The record is from RefSeq and is a predicted model, not a curated record. Gene Ontology annotation, molecular function: N-acetyltransferase activity.
UCUCUCUUCCCCAGGGUUCUCUCUGGCGGACUUUGAGACUCAGACACACAGGUCUUCCAUGGCUCCUUACCACAUCCGCAAAUAUGAGGAGAGUGACCGCCCCUGGGUCCUGGGCUUGCUCUUCCAGGGCAUGGAUGAGCAUGUCCCCCGCACCUUCUGCCACCUCCUGAAGCUGCCCAGAACACUUGUGCUCUUGCUUGGGGGGCCCCUCGCCCUGUUUCUGGUCUCUGGUUCCUGGCUCCUGGUCCUCGCGGCCAGCCUCACCCUGCUCAUCGCCCUGAGGUUCCUUGCUCAAUACCCCUGGAGCCUGUUUGUGGCCAACAGUCUGCACACAGACAUGUCUGACAUCAGCAAAUCCUACCUCAGUGAGCCGGGCUCCUGCUUCUGGGUGGCUGAGAGCGAGGGGUAGGUGGUGGCCAUGGUGGGAGCUCUGCCCGCUGAGGAGCCCACUGCGCGGAAGGAGCAGUUGCAGAUGCUCCACUUAAGUGUGGCCUUGGAGCACCGGCGCCGGGGGCUAGCGAAGGCCCUAGUCAGGACUGUCCUCCAGUUUGCAGCAUACCAGGGCUACAGAGAAGUUGUCCUCACCACCAGCAUGAUGCAGCAUGCCGCCCUGGCCCUCUACCAGCACUUCGGCUUCCAGAUCACCCGCCAGUACUUCUUCACCAAGAGCUGGGCGCUAAUCGCUGUCCCUGAAUUUCAAUUAACCUACUGGCUGUCCUCUGCUCAGGACUCUCAGGCACCAUGGCAGAGAGAGGGCAAAUGAUCUGUUUCCUGAUUGGUCAGGACGGCCCUACAGCAGUAACAAGCGAGCCCAGAGAUCUCAGCAGUACAGGAAGUUUGUUUGUUAGCAUGGAAACCCACGGGGGUGGCCAUGGCUCUGCCCCUUUCAGCCUUUUUUUGCUGUCACUGUUGCAUUUAUUUAGUGACACAAGAGUAUUGCAUAAAAUCAAUCACAAACGAAUAAUAAACAUUUACUUAGCUAUUCAUAUAGGAACGUGCCCUGCCUCUUUUAAAAUAGUGAGACAUUUGCUUAG